Molecule: messenger RNA, 1700 nt
Organism: Macaca mulatta (Rhesus monkey)
Lineage: Eukaryota; Metazoa; Chordata; Mammalia; Primates; Cercopithecidae
Source: RefSeq, a predicted model, not a curated record
AUGAACUCACCAGAGGCGUCCUGGGUUGCUCAACGCAGAGACUCUUACCCAGGGUGUCAGCCUCUGAAAGAUACACGUGCCUGGGCCUCUUUCCUGAAGAUGGACCCAGCAGGUCUGGAGGGAGGGCCCUGUGAUGCACCCUAUGAUGAGCCGCUGAUCCGAGCUGCGUGGAACCUCAGCGGGGGUGUGAGCUAUCAGGAACCUGCCGCUGGACUGCAGCGACCAGGAGAAUACGGGUUCUAUACCCUAUCAUCUUUACUUUGUUGGAGAGGAGCUGUAAUAGUCUAUGUUAAAGUUACUGUUCAGACAAAGGAUUCCAACAAAUUGCUUUCACUACUUUAUUGGUAAUUUUAAGAACUACGAGGAACUUAGUUGUUUUUUUCUGGAAGAAAACUGGAAUUAAAAUCGCUGAUCCUUUAGAGAAAUAGAACAAAGGAGAAGGGAGUGUACAAAAUAAAUAAGAAAAGAAUUCUUAGCAUACUUUCCUUUCCUGUAUUCUCACUGAGAAAUAAAAAGUAAAUGGGAUAUUGAGAAGCAAAAUUAAUCCUGAUUAGGCUCGCUUUGGGACAAGCAACCACUUUGCACGAUUACCCAUUGUUAGGCGUGAAACGGAGCCGAUGAUCGCUCAUUGUUGAGGAGAAAAGACCUGGAGACCACGCUCAUCCAGUCUCGCUCCUGACCUGCAUCUGAACACCUGAAGGAAGAAACUUUAAGAAAAAGACUUCAAGUGACAGAGGAGACAAAAGUCUCAAAGGUGCAGAAUUCAAGAAGCAUGGCGUCUCAGGAUGGGUGUGAAAGUGACAAAUAGGAGAUCCCCUGACAGCUAAACCCAGGCACAUCCUGGAAUCCCGGGAUGCGGUGCAAGUUUUCAUGGCAGAGCUCAUACCAGCAUUGUGUGGAAGAUUAAAUGUUGUUAUGCUUUGAGAUUGGCACGCAUGCUAUUCAUUUUUUAUUAAGAAGUACAAUGAAAUUUAAUGUAUUCCAUUUUUGACACCAAUGUAAUGACCAAAUUAAACUAGAUUUUCAAAAAUAAUCAGAGGCCCUGCCCCGCAAACUCCUCCUGGGCCCAGGGAGAUGUGGGUCCAGUCAGUGGCAACUCCAUCUUGGGUGCUGAUCCACCAUGCUGACUUCAGACCAGCGCCAGUCUCCUGAGCGCCUCCCAAUUCCUAUGUGAUUUCCUGUCCCUAGUGUAUGAACAUGUCAGCCUUGAUGUGAUUACACAGAUUAUGGGCCAUGACACACCUACCACUCUGCCUGUUCUGAAGGGCUGCCUUUAAUUGUCUUGCAAAGAGCACUUACACCUCUUCCCCAGGGCACAGAAGCCCUGGGUCUGGGGUGACAGGUACAGAGACCUACCUAUCCUCCAGCCACCCAAGACCAUGCUUCUGUCUGUAAAUUCCCCCAAUAAAACACCCUUUACUAACAAAUGUGAUUGAUCUGGCUUAUUCCUUGGUUUCUCGGCUCCUUCGGCAUUUGGGGGCCGUGUUGCAUAUGUGGCCCUUUCCUGGAACAGGAGACAAUGUUCUACGUUACGUUCCAGGACAAUUGACCUGGCAGAGCAUGGCAGAUGAUCUCGGGGGCUUUUGAGCUCGGGGGCUUUUGAGCUCACUCUCCACAGCUCUCCUUCACAGUGGCAGGAGUCAUGCGGGAUGGAUGGCCUUGCCCGGGGCACUUUUCACUCUGCGAGUGCUCACGCCUUA